Corticium candelabrum is the source of this 2145-nucleotide messenger RNA. RefSeq lists its product as uncharacterized. Bases 1 to 2145 code for a protein of 714 amino acids. Gene Ontology annotation, molecular function: methylthioadenosine nucleosidase activity; adenosylhomocysteine nucleosidase activity; protein binding. Gene Ontology annotation, cellular component: cytosol. Gene Ontology annotation, biological process: signal transduction; nucleoside metabolic process. Lineage: Eukaryota; Metazoa; Porifera; Homoscleromorpha; Homosclerophorida; Plakinidae. The transcript has 6 exons. The record is from RefSeq and is a predicted model, not a curated record.
AUGGCAAAACGAGAUCAUUUUGAUGUGCUGAUUGUUUGUCCUCAGGAGUCAGAGCUGCAGGCUGCACGUCACGUGUUUGAACACGAAACAAAGAGCAAGUUUGAAGGAGCUCACACUGAUCUCCCUUACAACCUUCGUUUAUGUCGUGGAUGGAAUGAUUUGCCUUUGAAUGUUGCCAUGGUAGCUCAGGUGGAGUGUGGUGGUAUUGAGUGUAUGAAGCUUGUUGCUGACUUGGCAAAACAUUUUUCUGUUGGUUUGAUUGCAAUGACGGGCAUUUGUGCUGGAGAAGAAGACAGAAAGAGAGGAAUAGAAUAUGGGACAGUUGUGGUGGCAAAGAGAACAACAACAGAAUGUGGAGGGUUAGAGAAGGAAGAUGGAACAGUUCAAUCUCGUGCACGUUACAUAGAAGUGAGCAAAAUGCUUGCUCCAGCACUGAAUGAAGUUGUUGAGACAAGAGAAAAUGACAAGUGGUCAUCGUAUGUUCCUGCUAAAUUGCAUCGUGCCAGUCCACGAUAUGUAAAGGAGCUGCUGCUUCAGUGUGUUUUAGACAAUGAAGAAAUCAAGGAGAAGAAGGAUUGUGCAGGCAUUAAGAAAAAGAAGCUUUCUGUAGGCAUCAAAAAGAAAAUGCUUCUUGCAAUUAUGGAAAGUAAACUUUUAGGUCUUACUAAACAUGACGUCAUCGAGGUUUUAGAGAAAAUGGAGAAAGAGCAUGAGCCAUUAGUGUAUGCAGAAGGGAAGCUACAGGAAUACAAGUCAACUGAAGCAGGAGAGUUGUAUGCCAAUAAGCAAGUGGAAUUUCUACAAGAAAACAGAAGUUUUACAGUUGUAUCUGGAUCAAUAGGAUCAGUUUGGAUGGACACUGAAAGACUUGACAGAGAAAUGACAGAACUGAAACAACGAAUGGGAGAUCACGACAUCAAAGCUAUUGAUAAAGAAGCUCAUUUCUUGAUGGAACAAGCGACAGACAGUUUCAGUCCUGGAUUAGCUGUUGUGAUGAAGGGAAUCUCUGACUACGGAACUGAGAGCAGCAAACUGAUGUAUUAUAAAGCUUAUGCUGCUGCGACUCCAGCUGCAUUUCUGAGGCAUUUCAUCACUGAAAAGAAGUCUGUGAUCAGUUCUGGGUCAUUGAAAGCUCAGCUGUUUGAUUUGUGUGACAUUGUGGGUGAGAAGUGGCGUGAUUUGGCUGAUCGUCUCAACAUGAGCAGAUAUGAUGUUGAGAUGAUAGAACUGGAGGUUCAUACAAAGAAGGAACGAGCAUUUAUGAUGCUAUGCAAAUGGCAGUCGAUGGUAGGAGAGAAUGCAACUGUAGAGAAGGUAAAAGCUGAACUAAAAGAGAUUGAAGAGCAGAAGAAGGAAGAAGCCAUUGCAAGUAUAGUGUUUCCCAAUGAGCUAAUGGAAGAAAAGCAAUUUUGUGGUCGCCAUAAAGAGUUGACAGUUUUGUCCAACACAAUGUGGGGAGAAAAGGCUCCACAAGUGUCUACGUCAUUGAAAUUCUGCUGUGUGGUGAUCAAAGGAAUGGGCGGAGUGGGGAAAUCAUCUUUGGCAGCCAAAUAUGCAUUUGAAUGUAAACAUCUGUAUAGUGAUGGAGUGCUGUAUUUCAAUGCAGAAUCAUGGGCAACGCUGACAAACUCAGUCGUACACAAUCUCACAGUUUUGUCUGUAAGUUCUCCUUCUGUUUCACGUUCUCAAAGUCGAUUUGAUGAGCUAAAGAGCAAUCCAUUAGAAGACAAGAAUGCAGUGCUGCUCAACCACAUUUCCAAGCUUCCUAAGAUGUUGCUGGUGUAUGAUGGUGCAGAUGAUCUCUCUUUUCUGCCUAAAAUUCUUCCUCGUUCAACUGCUCGUGUCCAUGUAUUGAUCACAAGUCGAUGUGAUGAUUGUUCUGUGUUACAGAAAUCACUAAAUCAUGUCAUCUCUCUUGGUUGUUUGGAAGCGGAAGAUGCCGUGGCAGCUGUAGCCAUGUGGUCUGGUCGUCAACCGUCCAACAGUCAAGAAACAGCAGCAGUCACCAAAUUGUCAGUUGAAGCUCCCAUAGAAAAGCUACCAAUUGCUCUUGCUCAUGCAGGCACGUAUAUGCGAAAGGCACAUCUAAGUUAUGAGGAAUAUUACAAACGGUUGAAAAGAAAUGAAAGCAAGUCGUCUACGUGA